Molecule: messenger RNA, 477 nt
Organism: Sclerotinia sclerotiorum 1980 UF-70
Lineage: Eukaryota; Fungi; Ascomycota; Leotiomycetes; Helotiales; Sclerotiniaceae
Exons: 2
Coding region: 1-477 (158 amino acids)
Source: RefSeq, a predicted model, not a curated record
AUGUUCAGUUACCUCGAAGCACUCCGUCACAGAUCCGAAAAAGAACGACAAAUCCGCGAAAGACUCACUCAAAGAAGAGGACAAGAGUGGCGCCACAACACACACAGACGACGCCAAGACGAGGACUCAAUCCGCUUCCAAAUAAGAUAUCAACAAGCCAAAAAAUCCCAGAUUAAACGACAAGUAGAAAUUGACUAUAUGGCAGAGCGGAGACAGUUGCGGCGAUUUCGGGAGUGGGGAAGAGCGGCUAGGAAGCGCAAGUUGCAGUUGGUGGGAUUUUUGGAUGGUGAGGGAGAUGUAGAGAGCUGGAGAGAAAAUAUUAAGGAGGAUGAGGAUGAUAAGUGGAAGAGAGAGAUUCAACUUUGUAUGAAGAAAUUGGAGAGUAGGAAUCGGGUGGAGGUUAAGUGGGAUUAUUUGGUUAUGUGGGGGUUGAGUAUUUUGUCGGUUAGGCUAGCGGUUUUUGCUUGUUUUUCUUAG